AUGGGCUCAACGGCCAAGGACUUCAAGGCGGAAGCCGUCUUCCCCAUCGCCAACCCACCUUUCAUCCAAUUCCCCAGCAGAAGAAGUGUUGUCCACAGCACCAAGGGAAUGGUGGCAUGCACACAGCCCUUGGCCGCAGAGGCAGGACAAAGGAUCCUGAAGAUGGGUGGGAAUGCCGCAGAUGCUGCCGUGGCCGUCGCCGCUGCAUUGAACAUGACCGAGCCCUCGUCGACCGGAAUAGGAGGAGACAUGUUUUGUCUAUACUUUGACGCCAAAACGAAAAAAGUGCAUGCGCUCAACGGCUCUGGAAGAAGUCCCAAGAACACCACGGUCGAACAGAUCAGAGGCGAACUGGGCCUGUCCGGCUCUGCGCGAGGCAAGAUCCCUACCCACAGUGCUCUCGCCGUCACGGUGCCCGGAGCGGCGGCUGGAUGGGUUGACACGGUGGAAAAGUUCGGCAGUGGCAACUUGAGCCUGGAACAGAUUCUAACGCCGGCCAUUGAACUGGGCGAGGAAGGGUUCCCUGUCAGCGAACUCAGUGCGAAAUUUUGGCAAUCUGGCGAAGAAGACUUGAAGCGAGCAUCGCCCAAUUUUCGAGAGAUGCUCAAGCGAGAUCCAAAAGCGUCGCAAUUCGUGCGGGCACCACGUGCUGGCGAGAUCCUUCGAAAUCCCAGCCUGGCAAAGACGUUUCGAACCCUGGCAGCAGAAGGCAAAAAAGGAUUCUACACGGGUCGGAUUGCUCAGGCGAUCGUGGACGUCCUGCAGUCCGCCGGAGGACACAUGGAGCUCUCUGACUUGGAAGACCAUAUGAAUCGAGGACCACAUGAGACGGAGCCGAUUUCGUUGAAAUUCCGCGGACAGAACAUCAGCAAUACCGCGCAAGAUAGAGUGACCAACGGCAGCUCGGAGGGCCAUUUCGUCGAGCUCUGGGAGCAUCCACCUAACGGCCAGGGGAUUGUGGCGUUGAUGGCGUUGGGAAUCUUGGAAGAGCUCGAGCGGACUAGGAAGAUCCCCACCUUCGCCCAAGAAGACCAUAACAGCGCCCCAUACCUACAUGCUGUGAUCGAGGCUCUGCGCAUCGCAUUCGCCGACGCCAGUUGGUGGGUGACGGAUCCGGACCACAGCCCGGUGAAAGCGGCCGAGUUGAUCUCGCGACCGUACCUCGCCGAACGAGCCAAGCUGUUCGACAAAGAUAAAGCCCAGAACCACGCCAGGGGUCAACCGGGACCAAGUCCGGCUCAAAAUCACAGCGAUACCGUCUACUUCGCCGUGACGGAUAAGGAGGGUAAUGGCAUGAGUUUCAUCAACUCCAACUAUGAAGGGUUUGGGUCGUGCAUUAUCCCACACGGCUGUGGAUUCACGCUGCAGAACCGUGGGUCAAACUUUGAACUGGGUCCUGACGACCAUCCCAACAUCUACAGGGGUGGAAAGAGACCUUACCAUACCAUCAUCCCGGGCAUGAUCACUCAUGGUGAAGAGGGUGAGCGAGCCCUGCAUUCUGUCUUUGGUGUCAUGGGCGGCUUUAUGCAGCCUCAAGGUCAUGUCCAGGUGCUGCUGAACAUGGAGGUCUUUGGUAUGAAUCCGCAACAGGCCCUGGAUGCGCCUAGGAUAUGUAUCGGUGCGGGAAUGCCGACUGAGGGAGAUACAAAGAUGGGCACUGUUUUCUUGGAGGAGGGUAUCGAUGAUGCUGUGGUUAAAGUGCUCAAGCAGAUGGGGCAUGAUGUUGAGGUCAUUAAGGGCUGGGAGAGAGGGAGAUUCGGGAGAGGUCAGGUUAUUAGGAGACAUGUCGAUCAAGAGACCGGUCUGGCUGUUUUUAGUGGUGGAAGUGAUUUGAGAGGUGAUGGUUGUGCGAUGCCUGCGUAG
Messenger RNA from Exophiala dermatitidis NIH/UT8656, 1863 nucleotides. Its product is annotated as gamma-glutamyltransferase. The coding region runs from base 1 to 1863 and encodes 620 amino acids. The record is from RefSeq and is a predicted model, not a curated record. NCBI's taxonomy places the organism in Eukaryota, Fungi, Ascomycota, Eurotiomycetes, Chaetothyriales, Herpotrichiellaceae. The transcript is spliced from 4 exons.